Molecule: messenger RNA, 1359 nt
Organism: Asparagus officinalis (garden asparagus)
Lineage: Eukaryota; Viridiplantae; Streptophyta; Magnoliopsida; Asparagales; Asparagaceae
Exons: 3
Coding region: 31-1158 (375 amino acids)
Source: RefSeq, a predicted model, not a curated record
CGAUAAGAUUAACCCAAGAACGUCCUUCACAUGUCCGGAAUCAGAUUGCUGCUCCAAAGCGCCACCUGUUAUUUUAGCUCUGUUCCUAACGUCCGGUGCUCCUGCGGAAAGGAAAUGAGCUACGCUGGAACAUGGCCAAAGAAAAACAUGAAUGCAGCUGGAGAUGGGGUUUUCGUCAGGGGAGGCAUUAAGUUUAUUGUAAGCGAUGAAUUGCAUAUAACGCUGGCUUCUACAGCGGUUAUUUUAUCUCUUUUUAGCAAGAAAGGGAUAAAAGAUGGUAGCAUGCUUGAGGAGAGAAUUAUGGAUAUUGGCCAUGAUGAGAUCUUAAAGUUGCUUGAAAGAUCAUUGAUCUCAAGCACUCCUCUGACUGACUUGUGCUUCGAUAAUUCUAUGCCAAGCAAUGGGAAGGUACCAAAUAGGGAUGGUAUAUUUCAACUGGUUCCCAAAUGUGAAGAGGAUGGGAAUUCUGACGGUGAGCAACUGAAAGCAAAAUUGCUAUUGACAAAGACUAAUCGUAAAAUUGUUUACAUGGAGUGUGAUGAGGAGGUUUUAGACUUCCUAUUCAGUUUCCUCACCUUUCCCCUUGGUGCCGUAAUCAAACUGCUUAAUAAGAGUUCAUCCAUGGGAUGUGCUGAUAACUUGUACGGAAGCGCUGAGGUUUUGAGCUCACAAGAAAAUCUUUGCAUCAAGUCUGAGGAAUGUAAGACAAUGCUGUUAGGUCCUAAGUUGGCUCCAUUUUGCGGUGUCAAAACGCAGCUGUUAAAGAUUGGGGAGUUGGUUUCUCGUGUAGACUCUACAAGCGCGAGAUGCUUCACAUGUUACAGAAACGGAUUCAGUUGCGGCCAUCGGCUGUAUAUCGCUACACUUAAGGAAUUGAACCCGAAAUUCCCAAACAAAAUGACCGAACCAGGGGGAGGAUAUGCAAAGGGACAGUGUAAGUUCAUGGUUACAGAUGACUUGGAUGUGGCUCUCGUAUCUCCAUUCUCUACAGUUCGUAUAAUCAACGAAUUUGGAGUUUCCAUCAGUAAUCUCGUGGAGGAGGAGGUUGGCAUCGGAGAGACGCAGGCUUUAAAUCUGUUGAAAGCUGCGUUGUGCUCUGAAACUGCACUGACUAAGGUUUUCUCCAGCAAUAAGCGAAAGGCGUGCUCGUUAGAUUAGUCUUAAAGACUUGUUUAGAACAGACUGGAAUGAGCCUGAUCGCCCUUGCGUAAUGUGAUGUCUAGCGCGAAAGUUUGUUACUUAUCCUUACGUGUCCAAUAUGAUGAAGUUAAUUCAUAACACUGUGGUGGUAUGCAGCUGGAUGUUUUACAUUAUUGUAGCUGCGAUUUUGUAUCUAAAAAAUCUAUGUUCCUCUUGCAA